Molecule: messenger RNA, 1377 nt
Organism: Lentinula edodes (shiitake mushroom)
Lineage: Eukaryota; Fungi; Basidiomycota; Agaricomycetes; Agaricales; Omphalotaceae
Product: major facilitator superfamily domain-containing protein
Exons: 6
Coding region: 1-1377 (458 amino acids)
Biological process (GO): transmembrane transport
Cellular component (GO): membrane
Molecular function (GO): transmembrane transporter activity
Source: RefSeq, a predicted model, not a curated record
AUGGAGAAGAAAGUCUGGCGCAAGAUAGAUACGUAUGUUUUGCCUAUUGUGGCAAUGUUUUACCUCCUUUCGUUUCUGGACCGAACGAACGUAGGCAAUGCUCGCGUAGCUGGACUACAAACCGGCCUCAAAAUGACGAACAAGCAAUAUAGUAUUGCGCUCACUGUGACAUACGUCCCGUAUAUUGUAGCAGAGCUUCCUUCGAACCUAAUGCUCAAGGCUGUAGGACCCAACCUCAUGCUUCCGACAAUGUUGACGCUCUGGGGUAUCGUUUCUACGCUUCAGGGCAUCGUAAAAUCAUAUUCAGGUCUCGUCGCGUGUCGGUUCUUUCUUGGUCUAUGCGAGGGUGGGGUAUUCCCAGGUCUUGUGCUGUAUCUCUCAUACUUUUACCCUCGAUACAAAAUGAACUUGCGUGUUUCCACCUUCUUCUCUUCAGCUUCUGUCUCUGGCGCAUUUUCCGGUAUCCUAGCCUACGCCAUCAUCCACAUGGAAGGAAUUGGAAACCGGCCAGGCUGGGCUUGGAUAUUUAUUCUCGAAGGAUUAUUCACCGUCUUGUUUGGUCUCUCUUCGUAUUUCACUCUUCCUAGAUCUGUGGAUACGGCGUGGUUUUUGACUGCGGAAGAAAAACGCUACGUCAAUGCUAAGUUAUUGGAAGACAACGCUCAUACGGAUGAGGAAGAAAGUUUCAGCUGGAAGGAGGUUUUGGAAGCGACGAAGCUUCCGCAGGUUUGGUUCCUUGCCAUUGCGUUCUUCCUCGAUGGGGUGGUGUUGUAUUCGUUGGCAUAUUUUGCACCAUCAAUUAUUCAAGGACUUGGAUACACCGCAGCCAAAGCCCAGUUGAUGACCGUGCCGCCGUUUGCUGUGGGAUUCGUUGUCGCCAUGAUUUCAGCCUUCAUAUCUGACCGAUAUCAAUGCCGUGGGCUUAUUGUCAUCGUGUCUUCACUGUUCUGCGUCAUUGGCUUUGCGAUGUUCUUGGGCUCCCGAUCGCACCACAUUCAAUACGGUUCCCUCUUCUUUUCCAUACCAGGAACAUACACCACCGCACCCACACUGUCUGCCUGGAGCUCAAACAACGCUGCUCCCCAGACCCGGCGUGCAACAGCUAUUGCUAUAGGGUUCAUCAUGACUAACUCUGGAGGCAUCCUUGCUACAUGGCUUCUAGGCUCUCUGAGUCCUGCACCGGAAUACACUUCUGCAACUAUCACAUUGCUAGUCUUUAGUUUAUUUAUGGCGAUUUUUGGUGCCAUUAAUUUGGGGUAUUUGUGGAGUCAGAACAAGAAGAAGGCGGAGAAUAGGAGGAGGACGACAGUGGAGCAAGAGAAAGAGGAAAAGAGUGGAUUGGGAGAUAGGAGCGCUUGGUUUGUUUAUAAUCUCUGA